AUUCAAGCAAUUCUCUCUCUCAGCCUCCUGAGUAGCUGGGAUUACAGGUACCCGCCACCAGGCCUGGCUAAUAUUUUUGUGUGUUUUGCAGAGAUGGGAUUUCAUCAUCUUGGCCAGGCUGGUCUUGAACUCCUGAUCUUGUGAUCCGCCUGCCUCAGCCUCCCAAACUGCUGGGAUUACAGGAGUGAGCCACCGCACCCAGCCGACAAAUCACUAUUUAAACUUCAGUAUUAGCCUGACAACAGUGGAUUUUGUUGAUAUGCAUGAUCAUGAUUCCCAAAUGAUUAGUUACUUGUUUUACACUCACCCCAAGCUUAUCAAAAUUAUUAUCAGGAAGUAAACCCAUCAACUUAUUUAGCCCAAAGCUUCUCAAAUUUGCAUGAGUGUACAGAUUACCUAGGGAUCUUGUUAAAAUGAAGAUUAUUUUCAGUAGGAUUGGGGUGGAGCCUGGAAGUCUGCAUGUCUGACUGCUUCAGGUGAUGCUCACACUGCUGAGCCUGCACACUACACCUUUGGAGUACAAGCGUAGAAUUUUAAUUUUUGUCCCAAAUACAUAAUUAUUUAUAUAAAGGUAAAACUACAGUGUACACACUAUUUAUGGUCUGUGCUUUUUUACACUUAGCCUUUAUCCCUGUUUUCUGCAUAAUUUUCAUAAUUAUGAUUUAUAUAAAUCGUAAAGUUAAUGUGACAUUAUUAGGAAUAUAUACCUAUUCUCAGUUAUUACCCCAUUCUAAAUAAUACUGGAUAGAAUUCCUCUGGGCAUAUAGCUUUUGCUAUUUAAUUAUUUCCUUAAGAUAAAUUCCCAGCCGGGCGCGGUGGUUCACGCCUGUAAUUCCAGCACUUUGGGAGGCCAAGGUGGACAGAUCACGAGGUCAGGAGAUGGAGACCAUCCUGGCUAACACAGUGAAACCCUGUGUCUACUAAAAAUACAAAAAAUUAGCCAGGUGUGAUGGUGGGCACCUGUAGUCCCAGCUACUCGGGAGGCUGAGGCAGGAGAAUGGCGUGAACCCGGGAGGCGGAGCUGGCAGUGAGCCGAGAUCGCACCACUGCACUCCAGCCUGGGCGACAGAACAAGACUCCGUCUCAAAAAAAAAAAAAAAGAUAAAUUCCCAGGAGCAAUUACCAGGUCAAGGGGUAAGAAUAUCUUUGCUGUUUAAUGGGUAAAAUUUUGCAAGAUGAAAAGAGUUCUAGAGAUGGAUAGUGAUGAGAGUUGCACAACAACAUGAAUGCACUUAAUGCCAUUGAGUACCAUUAAAAAUGGUUAUGAUGGUAAAUUUUGUAUUAUGUGUAUGAAAAACUGUUUAUAAAGAGAAGGGGGAAGCCCUGCCCCCUCCUGGAGACUGCAUAGUGGGCGGAGUCGGGCGCCGCCAGGCUGGCAUCCGGAAGCCAGAAGUCCGGAGCCUAGCAGCGCAAGAGCGUCUGUUACUCUCUCUUGUCAGAUCCCCGCCGGAAGUAUAGGAAGAGAGCAAGCGGAUUUGAACCUAUCUGCUUUCAAGCUGGUCAUCAUGAUGAAACUUAGAAACAAAAAUGAAAAGCCAGGUAAAGGUUCCAAGGGCUGUAAGAAGCCUGCAAAACAAAAUGGGAAGAAAGCAACCUCCAAAGUGCCCUCUGCUCCUCAGUUUGUUCACUCCAAUGAUCAUGCCAAUCGAGAGGCUGAAAUAAAGAAGAGGGUUGAGGAGAUGAGGGAGAAGCAGUAAGCUGCCCAGGAGCAAGAAAGACAGAAAUGCAGGUCUAUCAAGAGCUACUGUGAGGAUAUCCUAAGACGCCAGGAGGAGUUUGAGUGUAAGGAGGAAGUUUUGCAGGAAUUAAAUAUGUUUCCUCAGCUGGAUGACGAGGCCACGAUGAAGGCUUAUUACAAGGAGUUCCGUAGGGUGGUAGAAUACUCUGAUGUAAUUCUGGAAGUCCUGGAUGCCAGAGACCCAUUAGGCUGCUGCUGCUGCUUCCAAAUGGAGGAGGCUAUCCUACGGGCAGAAGGCAACAAGAAGCUGGUCCUGGUCUUGAAAAAGAUUGACCUGGACCCCAAGGAGGUUGUGAAGUGGCUGGAUUACCUUCGGAAUGAGUUGCCAACUGUAGCUUUCAAGGCCAGGACCCAGCAUCAGGUCAGCUUUGGAGCUGAAAACCUCACAAAGGUUCGGGAGAACUAUUGCUGCCUUGGUGAAGUGUGCACCCACAUCCAUAUGGGCGUUGUGGGCCUUCCCAAUAUUGGGAAGAGCAGCCUGAUUAAAAGCCUGAAGUGCAGCCAUGCAUGCAGUGUGGGAGCCAUUCCUGGGGUCACAAAAUUCAUGCAGGAGGUCCACCUGGACAAGUUCAUCUGGCUGCUGGAUGCUCCAGCCAUUGUUCCAGGGCCCAGCUCAGAGAUGGGCACCAUCCUGCAUAACUGCAUCCACAUCUAGAGGCUGGCAGACCCCAUGACCCCAGUGGAGACCAUCUUGCAGUGCUGCAACCUGGAGGAGAUUUCCAACUAUUACCUUCUCUCUGGGUACCAGACUACUGAGCACUUUCUGAUGGCAGUGGCCCACCAUUUGGGGAAGAAGAGAGACUUACACAGUCAGGCGCAGGCAGCCAAAGCUGUCCUAGAUGACUGGGUGAGCGGGAAGAUCAGCUUCUAUAGACCACCACCACCCACUCACACUCUGCCCGCCCAUCUCAGUGCUGAGAUAAUUAAGGAAAUGACCAAGGUCUUUGACAUCGAGGAUACCGAGCAGGUCAAUGAAGACACCAUGGAAUGCUUGGCCACUGGAGAAUCUGAUGAGCUGUUGGGUGACACAGACCCACUCAAAAUGGAGAUCAAGUUGCUCCAUUCUCCGAUGAUGAAAAUAGCAGAUGCCAUUGAAGAUAAAGCUACUGUGUAUAAGAUUGGAGAUCUCACUGGUUAUUGCACCAAUCCGAAUCAUCAUCAGAUGGGGUGGGCUAAACUCAAUGUAGACCACCACCCUAAAAAAAACAGUAAGGUGGAUGUGUGCCCAGUGGACUGCUGCCCAGUACUGCAGAGGAUGAUGGAAAUGGACCCCCUACAACAGGGCCAGGCUCUGGCAUCCUCCCUGAAGAAUAAGAAUUUGCAGAAAUGUGCAGAUAAAAUCCCCAGGGAGCUGUCUGAUUCCAUGAUAUCUGCUCUCCACCUCUCUGGCAAUGCUGAUGGCAGUGUUGGUGACUAAUUGACUGAUCUCACUUCCCUUCCAAUCCAAGCACCAGUUCCAGUGGGACGGGAGAUUACCAGUGAAAUAGUUUGGUUCUCCCUGAAGCAUCUGCGUAUUAAAAGAACCCUUCCCCCAACUAUGUGUCUUUUCCUCCCACUGUUCACUCUCCAGGAAAAAGAGCCCCAAGAGGCUGGAACUGAUAAACCCAAUACCCUUUAUUUAAUCCCUACUCUGUUUUACAACAGAAAUAGAAGAAGUAUCAGCAGGAAAAAAAAAAUAAAAGAAUAUGCCCCCCCCCCCGAAAAAUAUCAUUACCCCCCUAAAAAAUACCAUUUUUUUGAAAAGAAUGGUUUUUGGGGGGUAUUACCCCCAAAAAAAUUAUUGGGGGGGUAUUCUUUUGAAAAGAAUGUUUUUUGGGGGUAUAUAAUAUACCCCCCAAAAAAUAUUAUUCUUUUGAAAAGAAUGGUUGCAUUAAUAAAUGAUUUGCCCUUUUAGAAAGAAUAGCCAAAUUACACUGCCACCAACAUGUUUACCUCACUUGUAUCACUAUUUAAUGUCUUAUGUUUUUUAAAUUUUUUGCUAAAUGGUCUAAAAUGAUUCUUCAAGAUUGAAGUCUGUAUUUUACUUCUAUUAAGAUUGAAAAGUAAACAUUUAUCCCUGUGGUUUUUUACUAUUUGUAUUUCCUAUUUUGUUAAAUGUACAUUCAUGUCAUUGGCCCUUGUUCUGUCAACGUUGAACAUUUUCCUUAAAUUUAAAAGAGCCCUUUUUAUAGCAUAAUAUAUUUUAAGUAUUUCUACUAGUCUUUGUUGUCUUUUAAAUUCAGAUUUAAGAGA
This is a messenger RNA of Pongo pygmaeus (Bornean orangutan), 3970 nucleotides long. RefSeq names its product guanine nucleotide-binding protein-like 3-like protein. Gene Ontology annotation, cellular component: nucleolus. The coding region runs from base 2409 to 3155 and encodes 248 amino acids. The record is from RefSeq and is a predicted model, not a curated record. NCBI's taxonomy places the organism in Eukaryota, Metazoa, Chordata, Mammalia, Primates, Hominidae. The transcript has a single exon.